AUGCCGGCGUGCAGGAUAUGUGAUAUUAACAUUAAGGACUUCGAGAAGGCUCAAAACAAAUCUAAAUCUACUGUUAUUUUGCAACCAAAAGAUACUAAACAGUCGAUUUCUACUACAAAAAAAGAUUUAUUGAGUCAAGUUGAUCCGGUUAAAUUGAACCUUGAUGUGGCCUGUGUUAAACCUGGUCGUAAUGGAAGCAUCAUCAUAAGUUGUAAUGAUACUGACGACUCUAAUAAAAUUAAGAAUUUAGUUGGUGAAAAAUUAACGGACUACAACGUGAAAAAUUUGCCAAGUUUAAAGCCGCGGAUUAGGAUUUCCGGAAUAGACAAAGACAUUCCAGAUGAAGAAGUGGUAGACUACAUUGUGGGUGAGAAUAGGUCUUUAUUUAGUACUGAAUAUAUCUGCGUAUUAAAAAAAUAUCUUUCUUUGCGGAAUAAUAAUAAGCGCAUGCAAGCAAUCGUCGAAGUAGAUCUAGGCUCCUACAGUAAUAUAACCAAUGCUGGGAAAUUACUUGUCGGGUAUGACUACUGUAAAGUUUGGGACGCGAUUGAAGUUCGUCGAUGCUUCAAAUGCUCUGGUUUUAAUCAUAUGUCAGGUCAAUGUACAGCAAAAUCUCCUAUUUGUCCAAGGUGUGCCGGGGCUCAUGUGCUAAAAGACUGUCAGUCUGAAUCUCUAAAAUGUACUCACUGUAGUUCUCACAAAGACAAAAAUCCAGAUAUUUCCGAUAACCAUGCGGCCUGGGAUAUUGACAAGUGCUCAGUGUACCAAAAUCAACUUCAAAAGCUUAAGGCUUUAAUACUGGAUACUAAGUAG
Messenger RNA from Zophobas morio, 813 nucleotides. RefSeq lists its product as uncharacterized. The record is from RefSeq and is a predicted model, not a curated record. The transcript is spliced from 2 exons. The coding region runs from base 1 to 813 and encodes 270 amino acids. Lineage: Eukaryota; Metazoa; Arthropoda; Insecta; Coleoptera; Tenebrionidae.